Rhinolophus ferrumequinum (greater horseshoe bat) is the source of this 2640-nucleotide messenger RNA. It is a transcript of the gene RAB23, whose product is annotated as RAB23, member RAS oncogene family. Lineage: Eukaryota; Metazoa; Chordata; Mammalia; Chiroptera; Rhinolophidae. The coding region runs from base 352 to 1065 and encodes 237 amino acids. The transcript has 7 exons. The record is from RefSeq and is a predicted model, not a curated record. Gene Ontology annotation, molecular function: GTP binding; GTPase activity.
AGCGCGGCGGGUCCACAGAUGAGGGGAGUCGAGUCUCAGGCGCCCCAACAUCCCUAGCGGAGCUGCCGCAGAACCAUUUGUUCUGAGCCUUGACUGCCAAUAAAGUUCGUCAAAAAAUCAUAGUUAUUUCUAAAAGAGCGAAAAAGGGCGCGAGCCAUCUGGGCGGACCGCCGGGGUAGCUGGAUCGCUAGGAGGAGGAGGUGACGGCAGCAGCGGUUGCGCCGCGACCAAGAGGAGCCGGUCGCACCGGGCAGCCGGUCGGUCGGUCGGCGGCCGGCGGGGGACGAUUUGAGAAAGAAGAUCUGAUCACCUGGAAUUAAAGUUGGUACAGAAACCGUUUAAACUCCCAAAAUGUUGGAGGAAGAUAUGGAAGUGGCCAUCAAGAUGGUGGUUGUUGGGAAUGGAGCUGUUGGAAAAUCAAGCAUGAUUCAGCGAUAUUGCAAAGGCAUUUUUACAAAAGACUACAAGAAAACCAUUGGAGUAGACUUUUUGGAGCGACAAGUCCAAGUUAAUGACGAAGAUGUCAGACUAAUGUUAUGGGAUACGGCAGGUCAAGAGGAAUUUGAUGCAAUAACAAAGGCCUACUAUAGAGGAGCCCAGGCUUGUGUGCUUGUAUUUUCCACCACAGACAGGGAAUCUUUUGAAGCAAUUUCCAGUUGGAGAGAGAAAGUAGUAGCUGAAGUUGGAGAUAUACCAACUGUACUUGUACAAAACAAGAUUGAUCUCUUGGAUGAUUCUUGUAUAAAGAAUGAGGAAGCUGAAGCACUGGCAAAAAAGCUAAAGCUAAGAUUCUACAGAACAUCGGUGAAAGAAGAUUUAAAUGUGAAUGAAGUUUUUAAAUAUUUGGCAGAAAAAUAUCUUCAAAAACUCAAACAACAAAUAGCUGAGGAUCCAGAAUUAAUGCAUUCAAGUAGUAACAAAAUUGGUGUCUUUAAUACAUCUGGUGGAAGUCACUUGGGUCAGAAUUCAAGUACCCUUAAUGGUGGAGAUGUCAUCAAUCUUAGACCCAACAAACAGAGGACCAAGAAAAACAGAAAUCCUUUUAGCAGCUGCAGCAUACCUUAACAUGCUUUAGGGAGGGAAAAAUUUGAAUUAUAUUGUGCAAUUCAGUAAGAACAACAUCCAGCUGUUGUGAUAUGUUACAAGUUUCUUAGCAGACUUUGCACCUAACGGUUCUCUGAAAGUUGAACAGACUUAAAUAUUAUUCCGCAGUGCUCUUCAGAAUGGAGUGAGAUCUUUGGUGGACAAAUUAGUGCCCUGUGGACUCAUUUUAAUUUUUUUACAUUAGACGAAGCUUCUGUUUUUGAUGAAAUGCUGUAAGAAAUGUCAAAAACAGGUUUUGCUGAAUUUUAAAUGCUGGAAAACAUAAAUGAAAUAUAUUGCUACAGAUUUUAAUACUAUGGGUCAAGGAAAGAUAGCAAGCGUUCUUUUUCUGAAAUCGGUCAUCUAGCUUUUCUGGAAAAAAUACUGAACCCAAAUACUUACAAAAAAGUAAUAUUGAAAGGUAAACCCUUGUCAGAUUGCAUUCGUAUGUAUUUUGGCAAUGUUACUUGUGCAAUAGCUGUAGCAUGUGGAAUGUGGAGGUAUACAUGCAGAUAAUCUGGUACUGAAUUAAGCUGACGGUGUGUACAGUAUUUAAGGAAACAAAGAAUCUAAUUAAUUCAUUCAUAGAACCAUUUACGAAUUGUAUGUUAAAAGUUUUUGUUUUCAAAUAAGAAAUUCAAGACAUAUUUUGCAAAAGAGCUUGGAUUUAAAAAGUGCUUUGUGCCAAAAAUAUCAUAUCUAAUUUUUACAGUGCUUUACUAUCAAAAUUUAUAUUUGUUUAUAAUCUUUUAAAAGUAGUUAUCCUCUCUGAUAGGGUAGAGAAAAGAGGAGUACAAAUGUUUUAAUGCUCGAGCAUCUCCCAGGUGAGACUUGUUGCAGAAUAGUUUUCAUAUGUCCAUUCCUAAGCAUGGUGAGCUUGCGCUGGCCAAGCCUUAAGCAGAUACAGGGCACUUCCGCAGCUACCCCUCAGGGCCUGUGAAGUGCCCUGGGGCAUCACGCUCUUUUUGCUGCUGACCAAAAAUGCAAUUUUGACCUUUUAGGAUUAUGCUAACAAUUUUUUUAAAUGCACACGUGAUGAUCUUUUGUCAUAAUCCACAUUAAGGAUUUUAUAGUGUCCUGUAACUGUAAAGCAUCUUUUUGUUUACACAUUUUUGUAUGGUAUUUUAAGAUUAUCACUUAAAAAUUUCUAUAACCUUCUGUCUGUAUAGCACUUUCUCAAGACCUGUCAGGACCAAAUACAAAAUAAUUUCUUUUAUGAAAUGAUUUUACUAUGUCAUCAUGUGGCAGAGCAUAAAUUUUGUGACUGGGGCAGUAGCUUUCUGAUUAAGACAAUGGCAUGAACUCUGUUAAAACCGAUCAUCGUUUAUCAAUGACUUUGUUUUUAACCCCUUGCAAUAUACCUGGUUUUUAUAGGAUUUCAAAAUAUGUAAAAAUAACUUUUCUUGGAAAAUGUGUCAUAAAGUCCUUUUUCAUGAUUUGUACUAAAUGCAUAAUGUUUUAUAUAUUCCUUUUGUAUGUUUUUUCUUUUUUUCCCUAAGUCUUCCAUCUGUACCACUCUCAUCCCCCGUCCAGAUUAAUGUUAAGAACCUAAAAGAA